Molecule: messenger RNA, 12103 nt
Organism: Chelonia mydas (Green sea turtle)
Lineage: Eukaryota; Metazoa; Chordata; Testudines; Cheloniidae
Gene: NR6A1
Product: nuclear receptor subfamily 6 group A member 1
Exons: 11
Coding region: 136-1602 (488 amino acids)
Biological process (GO): regulation of DNA-templated transcription
Molecular function (GO): sequence-specific DNA binding; DNA-binding transcription factor activity; zinc ion binding
Source: RefSeq, a predicted model, not a curated record
CCGCCGCCGGGCUCCCCAGUCAGCGCUGCCUGCGGCUGCCGGGCUGGCUGACAGGAGCGCCCCGGAGGGAGCGAUGGGGGAGCGCGGCCGCCGGGGCCCCUGAGACCCCGCCGCGCCCCAGCCCCGGCCUCCGCCAUGGAGCUGGAGCAGCCCGGGGAGCACCCGGAGCCGCGCGCCGCCGCCGGGGGCAAGCGGUCGCCCCGCAACGGAUUUUGUCGAGAGUCUUCCACAGAACAUGAUCCACCUCCUACUACAGAUGUCGAACAGAUGAGUUUCUCAUCACCUGUGCUUCCCAUGAACUCUGUGGGCAAUGACCGGGUUGAUCAGCGAACCUGCCUUAUCUGUGGAGACAGAGCUACAGGUCUGCACUAUGGUAUCAUCUCCUGUGAAGGCUGCAAAGGGUUUUUCAAAAGGAGCAUUUGCAACAAGCGGGUUUACAGAUGCAGUCGAGACAAGAACUGUGUCAUGUCACGCAAACAGCGAAACAGAUGCCAGUAUUGCAGGCUGCUGAAGUGCCUCCAGAUGGGGAUGAAUCGGAAAGCAAUCAGAGAAGAUGGCAUGCCAGGAGGCAGGAACAAAAGUAUUGGACCUGUCCAGAUAUCAGAGGAGGAGAUUGAAAGAAUUAUGUCUGGACAAGAAUUUGAGGGGGAGGCAAACAUCUCUUGGAGUAACAAUGGAGACAGUGACCAUAGUUCUCCCGGGAAUGGAGUUUCUGAGAGCAACCAGCCAUCACCUGUUUCUACUCCGUCUUCAAGUAGGUCUGUGGAGCUGAAUGGAUUCACUGCACUCAGGGAUCAAUAUAUUGGGACUCCAGUGUCCACGCACUAUCAGUACCUACCGCACCUUUUUAACUAUUCUGCUCACUCAGCUCUGAUGCCCCCACAGACCCGAAGCCUAGAUCCCCAAUCACAUAGUCUUAUCAAUCAGUUAGUGUCAGCUGAGGACCUGGAACCACUUGGCACUCCAAUGCUUAUUGAAGAUGGGUAUAAAGUGACUCAGGCAGAGCUGUUUGCAUUGCUGUGUCGUCUUGCAGAUGAGUUGCUUUUCAGGCAGAUUGCUUGGAUUAAGAAGCUGCCAUUCUUCUGUGAACUCUCAAUCAAGGACUAUACUUGCCUGCUAAGUUCCACAUGGCAGGAGCUGAUUCUGCUGUCCUCACUAACCGUUUACAGUAAACAGAUCUUUGGUGACCUUGCUGAUGUAACCUCCAAGUACUCUCCCUCUGAUGAUGAGCUGCACAGAUUCAGUGAAGAGGGAAUGGAGGUGAUGGAACGGCUGAUCUACCUCUACCGCAAAUUUAACCAGUUGAAGGUCAGCAAUGAGGAGUAUGCAUGUAUGAAAGCCAUUAACUUCCUAAAUCAAGACAUUAGGGGCCUGACUAAUACAUCCCAACUGGAGCAGUUGAAUAAACGGUAUUGGUACGUGUGCCAGGAUUUUACGGAAUACAAGUACCCACAUCAGCCAAACCGUUUUCCAGAUCUAAUGAUGUGUUUGCCAGAGAUACGAUACAUUGCAGGAAAAAUGGUGAAUGUCCCUCUGGAGCAGCUGCCCCUCCUUUUUAAAGCCGUUCUGCAUUCCUGCAAGACAAGCGUGAGCAAAGAGUGAGCCUUCAUUGCCCCGAACCCAUGCCUUGCUCUGGUGCUUCAGGUGGGGAACUGGCUCACAUGUGAAGAGAGAGGAGGGAAAAAAACCAUGAUCAAGGCAGUAGAGAGCUGCUGAGACAAGGUGGCAGGUAGCCCUGUCAUUGUAGCAAGAAUCUUUUGUUUUUGUUUUUUAAACUCUUUUCCUAUAUAUUUAUUUCACGACAGAGUUGAAUGUAUGAUCUUCAACACAGUGCACAUGGUUCUGUAUGAAUGCAGCAGCUGCAUUCUCUUGCAGUUUACAGAAUGUAAAGAUGUUUAAUGUUACAGUGUUUGUUAGGGUUAGUUCUUUUGUAUUUGGGGGGCUGGGGGCCGAUAUGACUAAGACUACCUCAAUGAGAAGAUGCUGUUCAUGUACCGAUCAUUUCAUGAUUCAUAUCCAAAGUGUUUGCCUAGAGAGCAAACUGCCUCACUCCACUGGGAGAACUAUUAGCAUCCCAAAUGCUGGAGAAUAUUGGAGGAGUGUGGGCAUCAGAGAAGUGCCAAGCUUCAAAAAAGAUAAGUGGGGGCAAAACCAGAAUUUGGGUACCCCCAGAAUAGCCAACCUGUUUGUUAUAACCAAUCUGUUCUCAUUAAGUGUGGGUCUCCAGGGUGGCUAAGGGAAUACUUGGAGGACACAGAUACAGCCGUGGAUAAAUGAUUGACACAAGCAGUGUUCCAAAACAAGGCACCUUUUGUUGAACAAUUUCUUGACACAGUAACAAUCUAAAGACAAAUCCCUCAUAACAAGUUAAAGAGCACCUGAAACCACAUUGCCUUAUAGCUUGAAAUGAUACUGAGCGGAUGCUCCCUGCUUCAGAUGGUCAGUCUGUCGCAGGUAGCUGACAGCCAUUUUUAGAUGUCCAUUAGCUUUUACACGUAUAAACCCCUUUCACAGUCCACACACACAUGCAUACAUCUGUAUUAACCCCCACACACACGCAAACACUAGGCUAUGCUAUAACUAUACCGGUUACUCUGUCUGACCGUACUCAGCUGACGGCACAGUAUAUUUCCCUGUUUUCUUUCUCUCUCCACUCCUCUGCUGCGUCCUUCUCUUCUCCCACCGCUUACUGCUGCUUCUCCUUCGUCUCACCCUCACCUCUUUCGCGCCUCCCUCUGCCUUCUCAGCUCUCUGCUCAGCGGCCUUCUCAACUGUCAGCUGCUGCUGACUUUUAUACCCUACUUUGCUAACGGUCACACAUCCGUCAUUCCAGUUGGCCGUUACUUACCUCAGUGUUGUGAUCUGUCAUUUGUUGUUUACCACUUGCUAGUGCUACGUGACCUGCAGCUGUCAGCCAGUGGUGGAGUGACUCUUGCUUAUUCAAAAUGGAAGCCAGGAAUCUAGGGAUUUCAAAAUGGAGUUUCUCUGGAAUCAGAGGGAGAAAUUAAGACUUUUUUGGUCAACUAGCUAAACUUCAUCAGUUUUCAAAUGCAGCUCUCAUGAUGUAAAUUGGGUCCCCCUGAAAUUCUGUCAUGAGAAUUGCUGCAUUCCAAGGCUGAGAAAGACCCCUAACCGACAUUCCCCUUCCCAAGGCAAUGCAGAAUUGUUCUCUCUCUCUCUCUCCAACUGAUGCAUGAUUAUUCCCUCACGACUUUCCUACCAAACUGGAAUUGUUUUGUAAUUAAUAACAGGCUUUGAACAGGGAGGCAGAAAUAAACCAGGCAGACUGCAAAUAAUUUAAUUAUUGGCUAAAUGCUAUCUCUUAGAAUCACAAACUGGAAAAGCAUUCUAAGAAGCCUGGGCAAUAUACGUUCUCCAUGGCUAGAUCUGGCCUAGUUUUUAAAUUACUCCAGUGAAGAGGAUUUCCUACUACAGUAGUUACAAGCAGUUGACAUCAGCGAACACUUCAAACCUCGCAGCUUCUAUCCCUCCUAUGGAUAAAAUAAAUGACUUCUGAUAAGAGAUUUCAGUAUCCUCUGCUAUUGGGUGUCUGUUGACCCUUGGAGAACAUAUGGGUAUUAACCAAGUGCUGCAUGUACCAUUUUAUUGCUUGGAGGGGAGAGUAGUAGGAAAACCUGGCUCUUAGUACAAUUCAUGUAUAUUACUUGGUUCUAAUUCUCCCAGAAUUUAGAUGUUCCACCCAGUAACUUCAGUCACUUGCAUUACAUCAAAAAUGCUUUACUUGCUGCUAUUCAGCUGUUUGAUUAACAACACGUAUUACUGUCCAUUAAGCCUCAGUGUCCUCCAUGGCUUCCUGUAGCCACACGAUUGCUAGCUGGGGAAGAUUUCUUUCCCUGUUUCCAUCAUUCAUAUAUUUAUGAAAUCCUACUCUUUCUAAUAGGCAGCCAUGUUGCCUUUGCUGAAUUUUCUGCUGGGACCCUUAGUUGUAAAUCUGUUGAUUUGAAUGGUUACAUUAGGCUGAUUGAGACAUUUUUGAAUGUUGAAGAACCUGCUAUUUUUAAACUACCUUAACUUCUUCAGGAAACAACUUCUGCUCUUCUGGGGUGGGAGAAACCAUUCUUACACCCUUGCCAUCCUCUGUCCAGUCAUGACACAUCAGAGUGUAUGGCACAAAUUAAAUAUGUGGUCAGGAGAAGCAGUCUUUUCUUCUGCACAAGCACCUGCUCUCCACUGAAGUACUGUACCUGCUAGUGGGUAGAAAAGAACUGGGUGAACAGCAGAAGCAUAUCAUUAAGUCAACCCCAAAUGCUACCUACAGGCUGGUGUAAUAGCAACCCAACAGUCAUUGGAACUUGCUAGCUUGGCACAUCUCUAGGUCAGUCAACAGUUAUUCUGUACAAUAAGUGCAAAUGGGUCCUGCCUCCAAGAGAUGAAGACUACUCCAUCCAAAACCAUCUCAGCAGAGACAAGCUGUUGACUAACCAUGUAGACCAAAGGCAGUGUUGCUCUCUUUAGUUCUGUUUUGUGAAUCUUCCCACUUGAUUGUUUCCCUUGCUUUAGGUAGUCCACUAGCUGCUGAUACACACUUUCGUAAAAUAAGAUGUUACGGGUAACAGCUGCUGGGAUCAGCAGAAGUCCACUUUUAUAUCACUUGACGAAUCCAAAGUUAGUUUCAAGAAUCUCAUUUGCUUUCUGUUUAUAAAAUGAGACAAGCACAUAUUUCUCAGGAAAGCCUUCUGCAUUCAGUAUAUACCUCAAGUAUACAUGGGAAGAUUUUAGUGUAUCUCUUUAUUUCUAAGUUAGGAAGUAUUGACAGCUUUAACUUUCAUUUUCAAAUAAUUCCACAUGAUACUUGUAUUACGGGUUCUUUUCUGGCUUGCUUAUACAUUUCAGGAAUAGUUUAACUGCACAGAAGUAAUCUUAUUCCACAGUUAUUAGAUUAUUAAUUAUUGAUGAAUAAGGGUUUGUUUUAAUUAGAAGAUCUCUAUGCUAACAUUAGAAAACUUGUUUUUGCCAAAUACCUGACAAAAACAUCUAGUUUGUACUCUGUCCAAAAUUAAUUGACUCCCCAAGAAAAUGCUGCACAAGCAAAGAUUUAAUAAACUUGAUGGGGAUGGAGGGGGGGAUGUGCUACUACUUGCAACUGUGUAAACCAUUUUGAUACAUGUUGAUUGGCAGCAGUAUCUGUUAACAAACCCCCGUGUAGCGCAGUGAGCAUAAAAGCUGUGCUAAAUUCACAAGCUAGAACGAGACUAACAUACCGAACCAGAACCUAACUCGCUGGACAGUCAUUAAUGUCUUCUGCACCAAGUCCUCUAAUGACUUGUGUUUUUUAAACAGGGUAAAGUGAAUGUGUUGCAUUGCAAACUCAGGUAUUAUGAUGAGAAGAUAGGAAUGUAGCUAGAAAUGUAGUGACAUUAGGUCAGUCACUAGAUGUAUUUGUGAAUUUGGUUUGAAGGACAUCCUACAAAAGUUGGAAUUGUUUGUCCCAAUCUUCACAUAACAUUCGGUUUACAGGGAACCAUAUUUUAUUUGUGCUUAAUGCUAGUUAGGUGGGGAUGUUCAUUAUCUUUGGUAUCUGCUGUUGGUUAUCUGGACUUCUGUCAUAGAAGACUCAAACAAAAAUAAUCAUUUUUGGCGGAAUUUUCUGCCAAGACAAGUCAAUAUUUAUCUCUGGUUUGAAAGAUAACUCAAUCGACCCCAUCCUUUCCUUCAUAGUGUUUGUGCAAAUGUAAAUCUGAAGAGUUUUUUUAGCCCAAACAGAUUUUGGGAUCUAAAUUUGAAGUGCAUAUGCUCACAUAUUCAGAGGGUGACUCAGUCUGGGAAUCGCAAAUGAACAAGUUUAAAGUUCUUGUAAUCUGCUCCAGGAAACACUCCAGGUUCUAAGUAUCAUCUCUCGCUAAUCACUGCAUUGCCAAGAAACUGCUGCUACCGGUGAAUGGUGUUACUCCAUUAGCUCAAGUGGCAAGGCCAAUGCUUUCAGUUCUGAAGGUACUGGACUUAAAUGCUAAUGACCUGGCACCACAGGCCAUGAUUAAAAGCCCGCUGAAGUCAGUUGGAAUCUUUCCACUGGCCCUCAGUGCUGUGAAUAAGGCCAUAGAAACACAACUUGAGCUGAAAGAGUCAAUUUUUACUCCAUUAGCUUUAGCAGUAGUAGGCAUUUAUCCUCUGUGGGGACCAGCAACUAGAAGGGGACAUAACUCACAAGCCAAGUGUGUCAUGCCAGCAAGAAGAUCAAAGCCAGUUAUAUCUAUAAAUUUAGUUUCAUAAACACCAUGAACUUUGGGUUCUCACCAAGGGGGAGGGGCCUAUCAGGUUUACACUCAGCAGCACUAAUACAAGGAGGCAAACUUACAACCAGAGAUGACCCUAUGGCUGCCAAUAGUGGGGGGGCAGAGUGAGGGCAGCAGCUUCAGCAGUGUUACUGAGCAUGCUCAGUCCAAGCCAAUCAGCAAAUUGGGGGGGAGGGGGCAGCAUGUGACCCUGCAUGACCCUCCCACCAUGUCACCUAUGCUUACGACCAUGUGUAACACGUUGUUGUCUGUCUGUGUGACGCUAAACAUUCCUUUAGCACCACUGGCAUCUAGAAAGGUCUGUGCAUCAAAGUCUAGUUUCUCAGGUUGGGGCAUAGGCAACAAAGAACAGCAUUGUUCUGCUCUUAUUUCCUGCUGCUUGUCAGGUUUGUGUGUUGAAUUGCCUGUGGGGAAGACGAGAACCUUCCAAAACAGUGCAUGCAGUGCAGCCCCAACAGAGCACACGCUGUGUGCAGAGAUGAAAUGCCUCUUCCUAAGCUGUGCCCAACGCCUGCAUGUAUGAAAUACGAACACCUAAUCGGUACCAUGUGGUGGGAAGAAGCUGAAGUCUUCAUUACAAAUAUUAAUUUCACAUGCACACUUACCACUCUUCGAAUGUUAAUAUCUUGGCCGCUUUAACCCUUUCCAGCUCACUCCUAAAGCCUUUAGACAAUACUAUAGAGUAACACUUGCUUUUCAGUGGUUCGUGUAGCUGUCCACUUUUCCAUGUCUUCAGGUACUGAACUUUCUUAUCCACAGUUGCACAGGCAUAAAGACCAAAGAGCAGACCACAUGUUUUGAAAACUUACCGAUUAAAAAUGCAGCUCUUGUGGAUUAAAUGUUCAGUGUUGCUGUGUAUAUAUGCCAGUUUAGAAGCUGAGUAAUGAAUACCCUCAUCACUGAAAUAAAAAUGGCCCUACUGUGUCAGGUUUGUCAGUUCAGAUAUUUAUUGAUCCCCUUGAGUAUGCAAAAUUGGGCUGGACCUCUGUCAAAAGCAGAUGUUCUAAGAUUCACUUCCUGCUUCCAGCCAGCUCAGUGCCCCAGGGGAGCCUCUUCCCAAUGCUAUGGUGCUUUUGCUUCUUGUCAGAGCCCAAAGUGCAAACACAGCUGCAAAAUUGAGGUAUAGGAGGUUGGAGAUAACACCUCAGAGAGGUUCAGUUCAAGAAGUGGGCAAAGGGCUGGGGGGCUACCUCUGCCUGAUCUGUUCCUAUGUCCCUUCUGAAUAUGAGUGCCUGAGCACUAGGAGGGACUCUGCUAUACACAGGGCUGACACGGAGAACCUGCUAACAUAAAUGAGAAGGUUCACAACAAACGGGAUUUUCCCCUCUCCUGAGUAGGAAGACUGGAGACUGCUUUGAGUCUUGCUUGUUGUCUGCCCUGUAUGUCCCAUACUCCGUUAUGUUGCUGCAUUGCAGGAUCUGUGUGCUGGUAUGAACAAACUCUUCAGACUUCGGCACAAAGCAGUGAUGGUCAUUUCUGCUUAUUGGUUUUAAAAGUCCAGUCCUUCAAACCAAUCUUUUUUUAAAAAACUUGAAUUUCUUUUAUCUUUAAUACUUUUAAAAAGGAAAACAACAACAAAAAUCCCUCCUGUGAAUGUGCUAUCACCGUUGGUUCAUUUCUUCUUCUUCGUCCUUGGUUUUGAUUUGAAGCUAUGAAGCUCGGUGUCUGUGAUGAUGAUAUUUCUGUAUUUCUCAGGAUAAGAAGCGGCAAUCAUCCCUGCCACAUAAAAGGCAGGAGAAGGGGGGAACUUGGGGAAGUAGUUUAAGUAUGAAGCCAAUUUGUAAGUUUUAGAUGAUGUGUAAAUCAAAGAUGACAAUACAUAAGAUGUCAGCGUCAAGCUGUGGCGUUUCUUUGGGUUCUCAGUGCGUUGCUUGCAACGCGCACAGAAGCUCAGGGAUAUGUAUUUAAAUGUGACCCACUGAAACCCUCAUCUUGAUGUUGCAACAGUAGCUUCUUUCAUGGCCUGUUUGGAAGCCCAUUAUAAUCUCAGUAAGCAUCUCCACAUCCGGAUUUUGGGAAGAAAAAUUUGGCUUUAUUUGUGCGGAGUUCUUACAUAAGUGGCUUGUGUACAGUCAGUAACAACAAAUAACAAUUUCCUUCGGAUGUACAUUGCCUGUUCUGAGCUAUUGCAAAUCUGUAAGAAGACACUCUGAGUUACAUCAGGUCAGAUGCUGUGACUGCAUGGAUUAUAAUCAUUAGCGCUGUCAAUCUGUCAGGGCAAACUGGUGAGAGAAUACUGAUGUGCUGACAGGAGAAAAUGUCCAAGAUGGUUGCAAACUGCAGGGGAAAUCAUGGGAUGGCCUGGAGGUGUCCUGUAAUAACCCCUCCUCCCAUUAAGGCUUCACUAAACUUAACAAAAAUAAUAAAAUAUAGAAAUGCCCUAUCUCACCCCAAUGUACCCAGCAGUGCCCUCUGCUAAUCUUGAUGGGCAUCUUUAAUGCAACACCUAGGGCUGUCAAGUAAUUAAAAAAAUUAAUUGCGAUUAAUCGCACAGUUAAUAAUAGGAUAACAUUUAAAUAUUUUUGGAUGUUUUCUACAUUUUCAAAUAUAUUGAUUUCAUUUACACCACCAGAAUACAAAGUGUAAGGUGCUCACUUUAUAUUUCGUUUUUUAUUACAAAUAUUUGCACUGUAAAAAAACAAAAGAAAUAGUAUUUUUCAGUUCACCUAAUACAAGUACUGUAGUGCAAUCUCUUUAUCAUGAAAGUUGUACUUACAAAUGUAGAAUUAUGUACAAAAAAACUGCAUUCAAAAAUAAAACAAUAUAAAACUCUAGAGCCUGCAAGUCCACUCAGUCCCCUGCAAUGGUGGAUGAAGCAUGAAAGGACAUAUGAAUCUUUAGCGCAUCUGGCACAUAAAUAUCUUGCGACGCCAGCUACAAUAGUGCCAUGUGAAUGCCUGUUCUCACUGUCAGGUGACAUUGUAAACAAGAAGCGGGCAGCAUUAUCUCCUGUGAAUGUAAACAAACUUGUUUGUCCAAGCGAUUGGCUGAACAAGAAGUAGGACUGAGUGGAUUUGUAGGAUAUGAAAUUUUACAUUGUUUUGUUUUUGAAUGCAGUUAUGUAACCAAAAAAAUCUACAUUUGUAAGUUGCAUUUUCACGACACAGAUUGCACUACAAUACUUGUAUGAGAUGAAUUGAAAAAUACUAUUUUUGUUUGUCAUUUUUACAGUGCAAAUACUUGUAAUCGAAAAUAAUGUACACUUUGAUUUCAGUUACAACACAGAAUACAAUAUAUAUGAAAAAGUAGAAAAACAUCCAAAAUAUGUAAUAAAUUUCAAUUUGGUUUCUAUUGUUUAAUAGUGUGAUUUUAAAAUUGUAAUUAAUUGUGAUUUUUUUUUAUUGCAUUUAAUUUUUUUGAGUUAAUCACAUGAGUUAACUGCAAUUAAUCGAGAGCUCUAGUGACAACAUAAUCACGCUCUGAGAAAACGCCCCCUGGUGCUCGGAGAGCUCCUGGCAGGCCGUACUGGAGAACACAGAGGUCCCAGAGCUGUAGUAACACUGGGCACUUCUGCAUUUCCCUCUUCCAAGCACUUGACAAAUGGCUUGUGCUUUCUCCUUCAAAAACCUCAUUUUAAAAAUGUAAUAAAUAUGGAAGAGAAUAAAAAUCAUGGUGCUCAUGGCCACGCCUUAAAAUGCCAGGCUCCGUGAUGGCACCCGUGAGGACUCUGCAGUCAUGCUCUUUUUGUAGAGUACAGCUCUCUCACUGCAGACCUCCUAGGGAUUAGGUGCAUUCAAACUGCUUGAGAAUUGUACUGAGAGAAUAUCCAAACCAGCCCUAUUCCAUGAUAUAAUCACCACAGGUAGUUGUCUCAGGGCUUGUCAAUAUGGAUGCUUCGUAUAAAUCCACUGCACAGCAGCCUGCUGUGCGCUCACUCACCCUUCCUGCUCCCUGAAAGGUCCCUUGUGCACUUUCCCUACUGAUGGUUGAAACAGCGGUAGGUCAAAGUACGCUAGGGAACUUUUAGUGCACAGCAGCAUGAUCUAUACACAAACUUUGUGUGCAGCAGGCUUGUGCACUGUGGAUUUUACACCCUGGCUUGCUGUGCAGUGAGUGUCCAUAUAGAUAAGCCCUCAGACAGUGGCAGAAUGACCGAAUCUGACAAUGGUCAGCAGCCAGCCCCAGGGCUAGCGGGUUGUUUGUCUCAUCAACCUGGUGUGCCAGUAUCUGGAAGCCUGAGCUUGGACUGUCCAUGCUUAGAGAUGUUUGCUUACUAUAGGUAUUAUUUUUUCACUGUGGGAGAAAAAAAGCCUGACUGUGCACUGACCUCUAACAAGUGCAUGAAAGAAGCAACCAAAGGCAGAAAUGCCACCAAAGGCAGAAAUAAACAAACCAAACCACAUGCCGAUCAGCCUCAGCAAAGCCUUUUGUGAUUCAUUGUUUUCUUUCAUUUUAUAAAAUGUCUUGUAAUAGUUGAUAACAUUAUUGACUCAAUUUCCAUAACAAAACUACCUCUUGUGUGACAUCCUGUUUAUCAUCUCAAAGGGAUUGUGUGAAAAACAAAAUACUGCUCCUCUUUCUGUUUACAUGUUUCUGAUGAAAAAUGUGGAGUGAAAAUGUCUCGGGUUUUGUGGCCGUUUUGAUUUAGUUGUCGUUGGGUUAUUAGUCCUUUAACAAUUGCUGCAGCAGCAUUUGAAUGUUCGGGUGACAUUUUGUGAUUCUGUUGAUCAAAACUGGAACUCCAAGCACCACCAUGGUGGAGACGCCUACCGGGGCUGCUCAGGUUUUGCUGGAACUUUAGUGAGUUUCACUUAGGCCAUGGCCACCUUCCGGAUUUCCCAUGGUGUCAAUCAGCCAUGUCAGGGUACCAGUGCAAACCUCUAGCACACAGGCACCCUCACUUUAAGCCCCAGUUUGUACCAGCAGAGCUGCACUGGUGCAAAUCACCACAUGUCCCCAGUCAGCAAGAGACCAAGAAAACCAAAGCUCUGCACUUUCCUCCAGAGGGUGCCCAGGCCUCUCCAGGUUGGUUGCUAUGCUUUGCAAGGGCUGGCUGCAGCCCUUGCCCAACAUCUCCCUCUGGUUUGGUUUAACACACCAAGCAUGAGCCUGUUGAUGCAAAAUGCAGCUUUCACCAACUAAAUUGAAUUUCCUCUAUGUCACAGGCAUCUCGAAAGCCAUAGAACAGAGCCACACAAUGGGCACUGAACAGAUGCAUGAUAUGUAUGCGUUACAUUGGUAGCCAGGGAUUUCCUCAGCGUCCUUGUGCAUGUGUUCUAUGUUACAGACGUUUACAGCUUAAGAAGAAAAUGAGUCCAGAAACCCUCCCAAUUGCAUUGGCCCUUUGUCUCACCUGUUCCACGUGGCAUAUCUGUAGUCAAUGUGCCUUCUCCUUGCAUUGGGACUGGGCCCUGUCAAUAGAUGUGCUAUAGGGAAUGUGUUUUCAUUCAAUCAAGCACAGCAAAACAAUUCAUUUUUCCCAUGAUCCCUUGCAUAAAUCAGGGAAGCAGGAUGUCACCUCAACAUAACUAAUAGUGAGCGUUUAGCUGUUAUGUUUAACAUGCUCAGAGCUGGAGUAUAGACAGGUUAGCAUGGCUGGCCCCUGCCUUCUUCCCCCAGGGAUCCCAACUGCACCUCGGGGGGGGCUGGUCACACUUCCCAUCUCAGGAGCUGUUUCUUGUCACUACACUAUGACCAAAUGAAUGUUUCUCCUGAUGUGUCCUGCUUGUGCCGUGGGGCCCGCCCUUCACCCACUGGUGGGCCGACGUGCAGGCUGCUCAUGUCUGACCUGUCUCUGCUCUGCUCUGCUCUGUGACUUGACUACCUGUGGAAAUGUGACCAAUAAGUGUUAAACGCAUGUUUAGCAAGUGUUAGCUGUUUGAACUAAUAAAUGUGAAUUGUUCUGCGCA